AUGAAUUCCAAUGAAAAUAUAUUAAUUGCCGAACCCAUUGACCUUUUGUACGAACAAAGAUUGACUUCAGAAUCAGAUGAGAUUGAUAUAUAUUUGGGAACGCUUUCCUCUGGUAUAACACGGUGUCUGGAUGAGUUGCUUGCCAAAAAUGAAAUUAGACCUCUUGAAGCAUCUGAUCUUAGGCAGAAAUGCCUUUUUAUUGUUAAUCUAACAAAACGAACUCAGAAAAAUUGCCUAAAGCUGGAAAAUACGUUUGUUGAACUUUCAAAAUCAAUCAAACGAAUUAACAGUGCUAAUCGAAAAAGGGAUGAAUUCCCAGAUGGAUUUGAGACCGAGCCCCACAAUAUUCGAAAGCAAAUCCUUCGUGCUGAGAAUGAAGUUGAGGAAAUUAAUCUCAACGUAGAGUCUUUUGAAUACCAAAUUCGACUUUUACAAGAUGAACAGAGAAUACUUUCUAAGGAAGCCUCUAAAUAUCCAGACGAAGAGUUUACAAGCCUUUUGUUCGCAGGCACAGCUUUUGAGUCGAGAUAA
Rodentolepis nana is the source of this 531-nucleotide messenger RNA. Lineage: Eukaryota; Metazoa; Platyhelminthes; Cestoda; Cyclophyllidea; Hymenolepididae. The record is from the annotation of a GenBank genome assembly.